Gigantopelta aegis is the source of this 2786-nucleotide messenger RNA. RefSeq names its product zinc finger protein 726-like. The coding region runs from base 350 to 1978 and encodes 542 amino acids. The record is from RefSeq and is a predicted model, not a curated record. NCBI's taxonomy places the organism in Eukaryota, Metazoa, Mollusca, Gastropoda, Neomphalida, Peltospiridae. The transcript has a single exon.
AGGAAACUAUAUAUUCUGAUAGUCAGGAAACUAUACAUUCUGAUCACCAGUAAACUAUACAUUCUGAUCACCAGUAAACUAUACAUUCUGAUCACCAGGAAACUACAUUGUGAACACCAGGAAACUAUACAUUCUGAUCACCAGUAAACUAUACAUUCUGAUCACCAGUAAACUAUACAUUCUGAACACCAGUAAACUAUACAUUCUGACCACCAGUAAACUAUACAUUCUGAUCACCAGUAAACUAUACAUUCUGAUUACCAGGAAAUUAUACAUUCUGAUCUAUACUGGUAAAAAAGUAAGACGGGAGUGCAAAACGUGAACUGAAAACCUCCAUCUGAAAAUCAGUAUGUCAUUAGCUGCUGUUACAACUACAAAAGGUGAAGUCUGCUCAAAGUUUUGUAGAAGUAAAUCUAAAUUAGAAAUGCACAUGCGCGUCCAUACUGGAGAGAGACCGUUCAAAUGCGGAAUGUGUUUAAAGGAUUUCUCUUCCAAAAGUAACAUUAAAACACAUAUGAAUAUUCACACUGGUGUAAAACAAUUUGGAUGCGAUAUCUGUAAAAAAUCCUUUGAUUUCAGUUACAGGUUAAAGCAACAUUUGUUGAUUCAUACUGGUGAGAAACCUUUCAAAUGUGAUAUGUGCACAAAAUGUUUUAGACAAAGUUCAGGUUUGAAAACUCACAAAAUGCUUCAUACUGGUGAGAAACCUUUCAAAUGUGAUAUGUGCACAAAAUGUUUUACAAAUGGUUCCAGUUUGAAAAGGCACAAAAUGCUUCAUACUGGUGAGAAACCUUUCAAAUGUAAUGUGUGCACAAAAUGUUUUGCAGGCAAAAGAACCUUAAAAAGACACAUGUUUAUUCAUACUGGUGAGAAACCUUUCAAAUGUGAUAUGUGCACAAAAUGUUAUACAGAAAGUUCCAGUUUGAAAAGUCACAAAAUGCUUCAUACUGGUGAGAAACCUUUCAAAUGUGAUAUGUGCAGAAAAUGUUUUACACAAAGUUCCCGUUUGAAAUAUCACAAAAUGCUUCAUACUGGUGAGAAACCUUUUAAAUGUAAUGUGUGCACAAAUUUUUUUGCAUGCAAAAGAACCUUAAAAAACCACAUGUUUAUUCAUACUGGUGAGAAACCUUUCAAAUGUGAUAUGUGCCCCAAAUGUUUUACAAGAACUAGAGACUUGAAAGUCCAUAGUAUGCUUCAUACUGGUGAGAAUACAUUCAAAUGUGAUAUGUGCCCCAAAUGUUUUACAACAACUGCAAUCUUGAAACGCCAUAGUAUGAUUCAUACUGGUGAAAAACCUUUCAAAUGUGAUAUGUGCACAAAAUGUUUUACACAGAUUCACAUUUUAAAAACUCAUGAAAUGCUUCAUACUGGUGAGAAACCUUUCAAAUGUGAUAUGUGCACAAAAUGUUUUACACAGAUUCACAGUUUAAAAAUUCAUAAAAUGCUUCAUACUGGUGAGAAACCUUUCAAAUGUGAUAUGUGCACAAAAUGUUUUAGACAAAGUUCCCGUUUGAAAUCUCACAAAAUGCUUCAUACUGGUGAGAGACCUUUUAAAUGUAAUGUGUGCACAAAAUGUUUUACAGGCAAACAAACCUUAAAAAAACACAUGUUUAUUCAUACUGGUGAGAAACCUUUCAAAUGUGAUGUGUGCACAAAAUGUUUUACAGAAAGUUUCAGUUUGAAAACUCACAAACUUCUUCAUAACGGUAAAAAGCCAUUCAAAUGUGAUAUGUGCCCCAAAUGUUUUACAACAACUGCAAUCUUGAAACGCCAUAGUAUGAUUCAUACUGGUGAGAAACCUUUCAAAUGUGAUAUGUGCACAAAAUGUUUUAGACAUAGUUCCUGUUUGAAAGAUCAUAAAAUGUUUCAUUAUGGUGAGAAACCUUUCAUUUGUGGAGUGUGUGCAAAAUGUUUUACAAACAAAAAAGUCAUAAAACGCCAUAUAUUGAUUCAUACUGGUGAGAAACCAUUCAAAUGAAAUUUCCUCAAAAUGUGUUACACAGAAUUCCACCUUGAGACUACAUAACAUGCUUCUUCGUGGUGAGAAACCUUUCAAAUGAGAUUUGUACACAAAAUGUUUUAAACAGAGUGCCCAAUUAAUUAAAAGACCGUAAAAUGUUUCAUUAUGGUUAGAAACCUUUCAAAUAAAAUAUCUACUAACAAUGAUCUGUCCCCAUUGAAUGGAUGUUGUAGACCCGAGCCUUUGGUGAACAUCAACCUCUGGCUUUAGUGAAGAACCAAUUAAAGGUCAUCAUUUUAUAGUUGACUAAUCAGAUUCUGUACAAGCAAUCUGCACACUAUGUAAUUAUUGAAAAAAAGAUAUUAUCCCAGAUAUUUUGGCCAAUAUUGACAAUAUGCUAAUAAUUAAAAAAGCCUCAUUUUGCGUUGAACUAGACGUCACAUUAACUAGUAGUCCCGCAAACAGAGCCAUAAAAAAGACUUAGUUUUUGAGUAGGUGGUCAUGGAAAGGUAACAUCUGUCCUCAUGGCUAGACAUGGUCAUUGGGGUGUUGUAAGCAUGAAAUGAUUUGAUGACAGCGUCAAAAAUGCGUGUGAAGAAAUUGGCGACCAUGUUUCAAACUGGUGCGUGUUUCAGAGUUUAACAUUCAUAUCUUGGUGUCUGCUCCAGGUAGGAAUGUGUUUUUGUGGUCAAAUAACAUGAAAGUAAUAUACUACUCAAAAGAAUUUAAGGGUCAGACGAUAUUUUCGACAUUAUUUUCUGAAUGUCAAUUAUAUUAGCUAGACCAUAAUGUCACGCAUGGUAUUGUUCCAAUUUACGAAAGUGGG